Messenger RNA from Punctularia strigosozonata HHB-11173 SS5, 1701 nucleotides. RefSeq names its product acetyl-CoA synthetase-like protein. The coding region runs from base 1 to 1701 and encodes 566 amino acids. Gene Ontology annotation, cellular component: membrane; endoplasmic reticulum. The record is from RefSeq and is a predicted model, not a curated record. NCBI's taxonomy places the organism in Eukaryota, Fungi, Basidiomycota, Agaricomycetes, Corticiales, Punctulariaceae. Gene Ontology annotation, molecular function: long-chain fatty acid-CoA ligase activity. The transcript has 8 exons.
AUGGCGCUCGCAGACUACGUCGUCACCGACGAGCUCACGGUCCUUCUGGGUCUCAUCGCCGCCUCCGUCUUUCUCCUGCGCAACCUGUACAAACCCCAGUCGCUCGUGCACCCCAUCCUCCUCGGUCGGCAGAGCGACGUCUCGCGCGUGCGCAACCCGGGCGAGAGCGCCGUCUACCGCAACUAUGGCACCGGAAUGUUGGGCCGCCUUCCCCACCGACCCGCGAACAACGUUCAGCUCAUCACGGACCUCGUCAAGACCGACUUCGACUCUCCCAGGACGCUCUGGUCGACCAAGGUCACCAACGCGCAGCUGAAAGCCCGCGUAGCGGCGCUGGGCACUGGCCUCAUCCGUCUCGCGAACCUCGUCCCGGGGGAAUCCAACGUUCUUCUCCUCCUGAACGACAGCCUCGAAUUCAUCCUGGCUGAUCUCGCUCUCGCGUCGCACGCCAUCCCCUCCUUUACUCUCUCCUCUCUUGCUCUGCUCUCGCCCGUGCUUGACUUGCACUCCCCGAGCGCGAUCAUCACGCACGCUGCCUUCCUUCCGCAGCUCCUGGAGCUGUUGUGCGACGCCCGUGCGCAGGGCGAGGCGCACACCGUCAUUGCGCUCGGCACGCUUCCCGCCACGCUCGACCUGCAACGUGCUCCAAACGUCACCGUCCUGAGCUGGUCCGACGUCGAAAGCGCCGGCGUCAAGGCCUCUGACAAGGUUGCUCCGUCCACCGUUGGCCCGGAAGACGUCUUCACUGUCUCUUUCUACUCCACUCCUUCCGGUGCAGUCCGCUCGGCCCACUUUACCCACCAAAACAUCACCGCCGGCGUCGCCGCCACGCGCGCGCUCCUCCCGCCUAACGCGCUCCUCUCCGCGCUCGACACCGUCCUCUCAGCCCACGCGCUAUCCUCCGGUAUCGGCCGCGCGCUCGCCUACACCGCGAUCUACGAAGGCACCUCCUUCGCCACGCUCGCCUCCACCGCCCUCAUCUCCCCCUCCUCCACCAAGCUCGACGUCGCCGACCUCCUCUCCGCGACGUCCCUCCCCCUCCCCUCUCCCACCGUCCUCUUCGUCACCCCCGCCCACGCCCGCGCGCUCUCCACCGCCAUCCUCUCCGCCGCCGCCGCCUCCUCCCCGCUCGCCGCCCCGCUCGCCACGCGCCACAAGCUCGCCGCGCUCGCCGAGGGCUUCGUCACGCGCGACUCGCUCUGGGACCGGCUCGUCUUCGACGGCGCGCGCGUCGGCGUGAUGGGCGCCGGCGCCGGGACCGUGCGCGCCGUGAUCGCGCUGAACCGCGGGCUGGCCGCGACGGACCUCACGCCCGCCCGGCUCGCGCUCAGCGUCCCGUUCGUGCACGCGCACGCGCACCCGCUCGUCGCCGCGCCCGUGUUCGCGUCGCACGCGCUCGACCUCCAGGCGUUCGACGAGCCGUCGUCGGGCGGGAGCGGGAGCGCGCACGUCGGCCCGCCGAGCGCGAACGUCGAGGCCAAGCUCGUGCGCGUCGACGAGGCCGAGCUCGCGUCGGGCGCGGACCCCGUCGGCGACGUGCUCGUGCGCGGGCCCGCGGUCGGGCGCGGCGUCGGCGUCGGCGAGGAGGGCGAGGUCGCCGGCGCGGUGGGCACCGAGACGGGCGGCGAGGAGGGGUGGGUCGAAACCGGGGAGAGGGGCCGGGUGUUGACGAACGGGACGUUCAAGGUGUGGACCGCUUAG